This is a messenger RNA of Nerophis lumbriciformis (worm pipefish), 2547 nucleotides long. NCBI's taxonomy places the organism in Eukaryota, Metazoa, Chordata, Actinopteri, Syngnathiformes, Syngnathidae. The record is from RefSeq and is a predicted model, not a curated record.
AUGAACGCGGCUGAGCAGACUGUAACGUGGCUCAUCACGCUCGGGGUGCUGGAGUCUCCCAAAAAGAGCAUCUCGGAUCCGGAGGCUUUCCUCCGGACGUCUCUGCAGGACGGGGUGGUAUUGUGCAGGCUGCUGGAGCGACUGAGACCGGGAACGACAGAAAAAUUUUUUCAGGAACCGAGGAGUGACAGCGAGUUUCAACUGAACAUAAGCGAGUUCAUCAAAGGCGCCGGGACUUUUGGCGUGGAGCCUUUUGAGGUCAAUGACCUCCUUCAGGGGCUGAACUUCAACAAGGUCCUAAACACCUUGGUUGCACUGAACAAAGCCACUGAAGAUUCCGGCGUUUCUGUGUCUGUGCCGCACUCCGCCACAUUGAGGAUUAAAUCAUUUGAUUCUCUGAACAGCCAAAGUCGUUCCUCCAAACUGCAGCCACCUCAGUAUCACAGCCUUGUAAGUGAUACCCAGGACAUGUCUGAAGGUGGUGGGUGUGGCCAAUUUCUUUUCAAGGCACGCUUCCCUUUCCAGCAGACAAAUGAGGACGAACUGUCUUUCUCCAAGGGCGACAUCAUUAAUGUGAGCAGGCAGGAGGAGGGGGGCUGGUGGGAAGGUUCACUCAACGGCAAGACCGGCUGGUUUCCCAGUAACUAUGUGCGAGAACUGAAAGGAAGCGACAAGCAAUUAGAUAAACCAAAGUCUGGGACGCUGAGAAGUCCUCCAAAAGGUUUUGACACUUCUAUCAUCAACAAGACAUACUACAAUGUGGUCCUCCAGAACAUCUUGGAAGCAGAGACUGAGUAUUCGAGAGAACUGCAAAGUCUUCUGGGGUCCUACCUGCGUACCCUGCAACCAACAGAUAGGCUAAGUGGUGCUGACAUCAGCCACAUUCAGGGAAAUCUUGAGGAGAUCUCCACAUUCCAGCAGAUGCUGGUUCAGUCCUUGGAAGAGCAUACAAAGCUUCCAGAAUGUCAGCAGAGGAUAGGAGGCUUCUUCCUUGGUCUAAUGCCCCAGAUGAAGUAUCUUUAUGUGGCUUACUGUUCAAACCAUCCAUCUGCUGUCAGUGUUCUCACCCAGCAAAGCGAGGAGCUGGGGGAGUACAUGGAGUCAAAGGGGGCAUCUAGUCCGGGGAUUCUGACGCUGACAACCAGUUUGAGUAAACCCUUCACUCGACUGGAGAGAUAUCCAACUUUGUUAAAGGAAAUGGACAGACACAUGGAGGAGCAACACCCAGACAGAGUGGACCUCCAAGCUUGCAUGGCAUCAUUUCAAAGCCUUGCAGCCCAGUGCCAGGAAGUGAGGAAGAAGAAGGACCUGGAGUUACAGAUUUUAACUGAGCCAAUUAGGAAUUGGGAAGGGGAUGACAUCAAGACCUUCGGCCCUGUUCUUCACAUGUCCCAGGCUGCGGUCCGCUAUCAGAACUGUCAGGAGUCGAGUGAACGCUACCUUGUGCUCUUCCCUCACACUCUGCUCUUUCUCUCAGCAAGCUUGAGGAUGAGUGGAUUCAUCUACCAGGGAAAGAUGCCACUGUCAGGCAUGCUGAUCUCCAGGUUAGAAGAUGGGGAAACCAUGAGGAAUGCUUUUGAAAUUUCUGGUACCCAGUGUGACCGUAUGCAAGUAGCGUGCAACAGUCAUCAGGAUCUACUGGAUUGGCUGGACCUUCUCACCAAACACACACACACACCUGCUGCACACACAUACAAGACUCCGUCGGUGUGUCACACAUUGCCCUCUCUGCCCGUCACCCCUUCUCGACACUCAGAGUCUCGAGCCGGGAGUAGCGCCUUCCACACCCUCCCUCAUCUUUCCUCAUGUGGCGGCAGCCCAAUAUGGGCGGUUUUGGAGCCUCCGAGUACCCCAAAACCCUGGAGUAUGAGCUGUCUUCGGCCUGCGCCCCCUCUCCGGCCAUCUGCUGCUCUUUACAACAAGGAGGAUAUGAAUAAAAGUCCAAAGAAUAUGAAGAAGCUGCUUCCCAAGAGGAAACCAGAGAGGAAAGCCUCAGAAGAAGACUUCACUGUCAGAAAGAGCACAGCGGCUCUCGAAGAGGACGCUCAGAUAUUGAAAGUGAUUGAAGCGUACUGCACCAGUGCCAGGACGCGACAGACCCUCAACUCGACCUGGCAAGGCACUGACCUCAUGCACAACCAUGUGCUCGCUGACUCCAGCCUCAUCGUUGUUGGCAUCCCAGGCAACCUGCCGCCUUCCGACCAAUCAGAAGACUCGGAUUAUGACAGUAUCUGGACUGCCACUAGUUACAGGACUGCCUCAAUUUCUCGUAAGAUUUCAGUGAGGGAUGUCCACAUGUUAUUCCCAGAUGAGGAGAAGAUCAUAGUGGAGGAAACCAGGAGUAACGGACAAACCGUAAUGGAGGAGAGGAGUUUGGUAGACACUGUAUACAGUUUGCGGGAUGAAGUCCAGGAACUCAAACAGGACAAUAAGAGGAUGAAAAGGACACUAGAGGAAGAGCAACGAGCAAGGAAAGAGCUUGAGAGGAUCAUAAGGAGGGUUUUGAAGAACAUGAACGACCCAACCUGGGAUGAGACAAACCUCUGA